UUUUUUAUUUUUAUAAUAAGAUCCUAAAUUUAUAUGUAUUUAUUAAUUCGAACACUCGAUUACAUUGUGGAUGUGGAUAGUCGGUUGUUAGCCAAACCGUAAUAAAAUGACCUAAUCAUACAACAUAUUUCAUUUAUGGAAAAUUAAAAAAAAAAAAAUCAACUAGUCAAGAUUUUUAUUUUUUUACAAUUUAUGAGAAAUCUUUGGAGAGCAUCUUGUGCGUCAACAUUUUAAAUUGUAUAUUAAAUAAUUGAAACUACUAAAUAUUACAUUAUUGUAUGGAAAAUGUUAAGCUGACUCCUUGUGUAUUUUAUAUUUUGAAAGGAAUAACUUCAAUCUAAAUAUUCAAGAGACACUCGUUAACAAGAUCAUUUAUCGAGAGUAAACAUUUAAAGGAUCCUAACUCAUCAUGAAACGUGCUAUAAUGUGGACAGAAUUGGAACUAUGAACUCACCUGUCAACAUUUUCUGCUAGAAGAUGGAAACUGUGAAACCAAAAUCAGCAAUGAACAGCAGGAGUAAGAAAUUUGCAAAGACAUUCCAGAAAGUUAUUAGCCUCAAAAGUGCAACAAAAAUUGCUUCAAACAAUGGAAUUUGCAUGCUCAACUCACAUCUCAAAGUGAAGGAAGAUGAAGAUCCUUUCACAGAUCAUCAUCAGAUGAAAAUUAAUAGCAAGAACCAACACAAGAACAAGGUUAGAAACAAAGCAGUUAUGGAGGCUCUAAUAGCAAGGCUUUUUGCAGGAGUUACAACCAUAAAAGCAUCUUAUGCAGAGCUUCAAAUGGCUCAACAUCCUUACAACAAUGAUUCAAUACAAGCAGCUGAUCAAGCAGUGGUUGAUGAACUAAGAGCCAUCUCAGAAUUGAAAAGAAGGUUCUUGAAAAAAGAGCUUGAUCUUUCACCUCAAGUUACAAUAAUGCUAGCUGAGAUUCAAGAACAACAAAGCAUAAUGAAAACCUAUGAAAUCACCAUCAAGAAGCUUCAAGGAGAAGUUGAUGCAAGAGACUCUCAAAUCUCAACCCUCAGAAAAAAACUUGAUGAGUGCAUUUCAUUCAACAAAUCACUUGAAAAAAAGCUCAACUCAAAUGCUUCUUUGUCACUCUUUGUUAACCUUGAACUUUCAAUGUUGAAUCAUACACACUUUGUUUAUUUUCUUCACCAUACUUUGAGAUCAAUAAGAAAUUUUGUGAAACUUAUGAUUGAAGAAAUGGAAUCAGCAAAUUGGGAUGUUGAAGCAGCUGUUAAAUUCAUCCAUCCAAAUGCAGUUUUCACCAAACCAAGUCAUCGCUGUUUUGCUUUUGAAUCAUUUGUUUGCAUAACAAUGUUUGAAGGCUUCAACUAUCCAAAUUUCAUUGUUUCAAAUGACCCACUUCACAAUAUUCACCAAAAUCACUACUUUGACAAAUUCAAGAGGUUAAAAUCUCUGAAUCCAAAACAGUACUUAGAAAACAAUCCAAAUUCAUCUUUUGCCAAGUUUCUAAAAUCCAAAUACCUUCAAGUUGUACAUGCCAAAAUGGAGUGUUCUUUAUUUGGAAAUUUGAACCAGAGGAAGCUAGUGAAUUCUGGAGGGUAUCCAGAUUCUGCUUUUUUCUUAGCUUUUGCUGAGAUGGCAAAGCGCGUUUGGACACUGCAUUACUUGGCAUUGUCAUUUCAAGAAGAUGUUAGCAUUUUUCAGGUCAAGAAGAAUACUAGGUUCUCUGAGGUUUACAUGGAAAGUGUCACAGAAGAAUCAGUUUCAACUUCAUGUUCAGGGGAUUCUACUGAUUCUAAUUCCGGCGAGUUUCGGGUGGUUUUCACAGUGGUGCCUGGUUUCAACAUUGGUAAGACAGUGAUACAGAGUCAGGUUUAUCUGUCUUUGGUGGAUUCUUCUACAAGUUAGAAAUUAGUGUUUCAUGUUAUUGUACCAUAUAUUAUGAGUAUAUUAUAUACUAAGGGUUAGUUUUGAUUUAAAAACAUUUAUUAAAUGUAAUAAGCAGUCCAUUGUUACUUAACUAUUCAUGUAUAAUUAGGCAUUUUAUUAUUGUUCUGUGUACAUUUGAUCUCAAAAUAGGGAUGCUUCAGGUGCUAAGUGCUAAACAUUUUCUGAA
This is a messenger RNA of Medicago truncatula (barrel medic), 2086 nucleotides long. Its product is annotated as protein GRAVITROPIC IN THE LIGHT 1. Bases 478 to 1878 code for a protein of 466 amino acids. Lineage: Eukaryota; Viridiplantae; Streptophyta; Magnoliopsida; Fabales; Fabaceae. The transcript is spliced from 2 exons. The record is from RefSeq and is a predicted model, not a curated record. Gene Ontology annotation, biological process: negative gravitropism; response to red or far red light.